This is a messenger RNA of Corythoichthys intestinalis (scribbled pipefish), 4123 nucleotides long. RefSeq names its product rho-related GTP-binding protein RhoU-like. NCBI's taxonomy places the organism in Eukaryota, Metazoa, Chordata, Actinopteri, Syngnathiformes, Syngnathidae. The coding region runs from base 120 to 980 and encodes 286 amino acids. The record is from RefSeq and is a predicted model, not a curated record. Gene Ontology annotation, molecular function: GTPase activity; protein kinase binding; GTP binding. The transcript has 4 exons. Gene Ontology annotation, biological process: Cdc42 protein signal transduction; establishment or maintenance of cell polarity; endocytosis.
UGAUACAUGCAAGUGCAUUCGCACUUUGUCCCCAUCACACCUGCGGAGAGCACGCGUGGAGGAUGCUUGCGCACUGACACUCAUCAAUCUUCUCCAGCCUUUCCUUUUGUUCUCCAGCGAUGCUUCCCGAGGACGAUAGCGAUCUCAAGUCCCGCCGCGUGUCGCUGCCGGUGUACCCGCCGUCACCGCCGAGCCGCCGGCACUUCCCGCUGCACUUGGGCGUGAAGCGGCGGCGUUCGGGCCCCGCGCCAGAGCGCCGCGUCAACUGCGUCUUGGUAGGAGACGGAGCGGUGGGCAAGAGCAGCCUGGUCAUCAGCUACACCACUAAUGGCUAUCCUGUCAGAUACGUGCCCACUGCCUUCGACAACUUCACAGUCAUGGUCGUGGUGGACGGGACACCGGUCAGAUUGCAGCUUUGUGACACGGCAGGACAGAAAUGGGGUAUUGGUGAUGGAUCCAUCAAUGAUGAGUUGGAGCGCCUCCGACCGCUCUGCUACCGAAACGCAGACGUCUUCCUGCUGUGCUACAGUGUGGUCCGACCAGAUUCGUUCCGCAACCUGACCCAGCGUUGGUUGCCCGAGAUCCGCCGGCAUUGUCCCGGGGCUCCGCUCGUCUUAGUGGGAACUCAGCUGGACCUACGUGAGGACGUCCAGGUGUUGAUUCACCUGGCUCAGAACCAUGAGCGCCCGGUGGGCCAGGAGGAUGGCCGACAGCUCGCACAGCAACUUGGUGCUACCGGCUUUGCUGAGUGCUCCGCGCUAACGCAGAAGAACCUCAAGGAGGCCUUUGAUUCGGCCAUCUUGGCGAGCAUCCAACAGAUGGAAGAUGGCAGUGGCAAUGUUAACGUUGGUGGCGUACUGCCACAGGGACUAACCAACAAGAGGAAUACUCCUGACAAGAUCAAGAAGCUCUCAGAGGCCUGGUGGAGCAAGAUCCGAUGCCUGGUGGGGGAACAGAACUGUGAUCAGCUAACUGCAUGAUCAAUCAAAGACGAAUUGAGGAUAUGAACUGUAAGAAAAGUCCUAAAUGUCAAGACAAUGUCCUUGAUGUGGUGAACACCACUCUGAUCAGAUGCCCAGGAAGGUAAAUACAAACAAGAUGAUGCUCUUAAUUUAUUAGCAUACUGUCUCUGAAUAGAAUUUUAAAAUGACAAAUACAUUUUUAAGGCAUUGCCACAUAGAAUUGGACUGAGAAUGAGACUAGUUUUCUCAGAGACUUUGGAGAAAAGGUCUACAAGAAACAAGUUCUGAAUCUAAAAACAAUUACCACAGAGAGCAAAACUAUAGAAAGAUGAAACAAAGCUGUGACCUUGGAUCUUAGAUUAACACCCUUGGCAAGUUUUCAUGGUGUUUGAUAAGUGUGCAGGGUUUCUGAUGCUGAAAAAUAAUUAAGCACCAAUCUGAAAAUAUCUGGCUUGUUUGUAAGGCUGAGGCACCACUACACGAUGUAAACAAAAACAUGUAAAUAAAAGACAUUUACUGUGUCUUUUCCACAGGUGAUUUUUUUUCAUUCUCCUGAUUGGCUUCUUGUUCACAUGCCAAUGGUUCUACAUGCGUUUUGAGGAUCAUUGACUAAACACAUAUUCACCUAUCGCUGGUAGAUGCACAAGGCUGACUUGUUGAAGAGGUUCCGAACAUCAGUGGGCGACCGGCUAAACAUCAUCUGGGGGAUGAGCUCAAGAUUGUCAAAGUCUAAUUGAAGCAGACGGGACCACCUGUGCGGGAUUACACCACCAUAUGGCGCUUGAUCGCUCUUCUGUCCUGGCUUUAUCUUCCACUCACUUCUGUGGGAACGCAAGUCAGCAUGUCAGAGUGUCACCAACGUAGCGUGUGGUCCACUUUGUAGCCACAGAUCUUGUUAAGGAAUGAUGGCGGGAACAGUUUGGUAGCUUUGAGACUUUGAGCUGCCAUAAGAGCUUAAAAAAACAAGCCACAUGGAGGGGAGACUGUCUUACUCUGGGCCUCCAUUAUGACUUAGAUACCUAAACUGGACCUCCAUUCUAUUAAAGUGUAUCUCCAUAUGACACUGGGACACCCCCUAGACUUGUUAUCAACUUGCAGUUUCUUAAUAAUAUGCAACUGCCUGGAUCUAAUUUGAAUAUUCAAUAUUUAAAAUUCAACCCUUUGCACCUAGUCACACUGCUGGUGGGAAUCUUGCAGGCGUUGGCAACGCAUGUGGUGACUUUAACACAUCACCGAGACGCGGAUUUCAAUAGUUCUUCAAUGACACCAUUCUUCGCUAUUUUCAUAAUUAUAAAAAUAAUUAAAACAUUCUCUUCCUUGGCACUCUCGCUUGCGAUAUGAUCGCAGGGAGGCAUAUUUUAGUCAAGAGGCUUUCUCUAGGACUUCCUGGUUCCAAAAUGCAUAGAUAUUUAGAUCUACCCAAAUAAAACACUAACACACUCAGGCUGAAUCAAGGCUAGAGGUCAUCGUCAUCUUGCAGCCGUCCAAGGAAGUACAAAACACACAAACAAAUAAAUAUGAAAAAAGACUAUGCAAGGAGUCUAACUUUUGCCGGCAUCCAGCUACAACCUGAAAAAAUUGCCUCUUUGCGGGAAAGACGGCGAUAAGCUUUUAGUGGUGUCACAGGUAAAAAAAGACAGGAACUGGUCAUGCGACAAAAGUACUGCACUGAACCAUAGCAGUUGCAGAUGUAUAGAUCUUUAUUUAUAUACUGUGCUAUAUACAGUGGGAAAAACAAAAAAAGUUAUCCAAGAAUUUAAGAUGACGCUCACUGUUAGCAUUAGCCUAAUGCUUACGCGAACGUGAAUGCUAAGCUAACGCUAUGAAUAACAUUUUAGUGUGAUCACUCGGCACAGACCUUUUGUCAUCCCUUGAUUUGAGCUUUGUUAAGACUUUGCCCUAGUGUUCCUUGUCCAUGUGAUUACCCAUUGAUUUCAUCGGUUGUGGCCUGCGCCUUGUGUCUUGACCAAUCCGCUGCCUCCUGUAUCAACCACCUGUGUCUCAUUGUGUCGUUGCCCCACGUCUGUAUUUAAGUUCCCGAUGUGCUGUCUGUUCUUGUGCAGUCAUUGUCUUUCCGAUCGGUGUUAUCAGUGUCCAAGCCCUCAUGUUGAUUCUUCCCAAAGUAGGAUUUUGAUUGCUGUUUUUUUGUCUGGUCCCUGCUGCUUUUGUUUGCACAAUGAUUUUCAGUCUUUGAUUAGUAUUUUUACAAGUCCCCCCACACCCUGCCUUGCCUUUGCGUUUUUGCCUUGUCUUUUGUUUCUCUUCGUUUGUGUCUUCCAUUCCCCUGCCACAUCGUGACACCUUUCAAGGCUAAAGCAACAUUGCAUAUUCUCUUUGGCCAAGAUAAGAAAACAAGUUCUACCGUGUGUGCAAGCCUUGAGACUGGAGGACACUACACUGGUGAGUUUUGGGAGGGUGGGGUGCAGCACGUCACAACAGUGACGCAAGCAGAAACUUCUACGAUGCAGGCAAACUACAGAUAAAAUGUCACACAUUGUGAUCGUGUGACGGAAACCAUUGCGCAUUUCAUCACGUUCUCGUCAGACGAAAACUGGCAUUAGGCUGGUUAUGUUUUAGUCUUCCAAAACAUGUUCUUAGCUCAUUAUCGUCUCAUCAUCAUCAUGAAAAACAGUGUUAAUUGAUUAAAUAUUUUUGUUAUCGUCAUUGUUGACCAAAACAACACUGGUUGGUGCAUUUGAUAUGAAAUGGUUCUGUUAGUGAGUGCCACCACACAUGAAAUGUGUCUACAUUAAUGCAUUUCGGCAGGGCCGGCCCGGGCCAUUUGGGGGCCCCUAAGCAAAAUAAUGCCAAGGAGCCCAUAUUUUUGUUAAAAUGUAUUAAAGUUGUAACCUUAUGUGCAUCUUUCUUGAUUCUUGAUCUCAUAACUAUGUACAUAACAUUGCCAAGCCUUACCUUGAAUUGUAUAUUUGGGGAAAUCAUCAUCUUGUGACAAGGACGGCACUCCACCUUCAAUUCCAAGAUACUUCUCAAUAGCUCCUUUGAAUCAUCCAAAGUACAAAAUAUGAUUACAUGGAACAAAAUUCAGCCCAGGAAAAUAUUCGUCAACAAAAACGUGUACUGUGGGGAGUGCGCAACUAAUUAAGUAGAUUCACUGUAGGCUGAUACAUGGCAUACUACUUGAUAAUAAUGUCCGAUAUAAA